Messenger RNA from Botrytis sinoallii, 1693 nucleotides. RefSeq lists its product as uncharacterized. Gene Ontology annotation, molecular function: UDP-glucose:hexose-1-phosphate uridylyltransferase activity; zinc ion binding. NCBI's taxonomy places the organism in Eukaryota, Fungi, Ascomycota, Leotiomycetes, Helotiales, Sclerotiniaceae. The coding region runs from base 545 to 1693 and encodes 382 amino acids. The transcript is spliced from 5 exons. The record is from RefSeq and is a predicted model, not a curated record. Gene Ontology annotation, biological process: beta-D-galactose catabolic process via UDP-galactose, Leloir pathway. Gene Ontology annotation, cellular component: cytoplasm.
CCACGCACCAUGGACUUUCACCACACUUUCACAUCAACAUACUACACAUGUUCAUAGAUUUCCUCAUUCACUUCCACCAGUGAUUUAUUCCUAUCUUGAUUUACGUAUAACAUACCUUGCUCAGUGCUUACUCAUACAAACAAAACAUACAUCAAUUGCUUGAUGAUAUUACCACAUCACCUCCUACCAGACUCAUCUAGAGCCUCAUGAAUCACGAUAUACUAAUGGGAUUUUGUUGUGGUUGCCCAAAAGUAAUUUGCUUUCCUCUGAGUCUCUAAAAUCCCCAUCACCCCACUUCGCGGAUAAACAACCGAACAUAGUUAAGCCCCGCCAUUUCAUUCGAUUUUGCGGAGUAACAUCACGAGCAACCAAAAGUGGAAGGUCGAAAUAGGAAAAAUCUUGGAAGGAACCACAUAGGUAAGAUUACUACCUAGUAGGUAUUUGUUUAUUUUGAAUUUUUUCAUUGGAAAGAAAAUCGAAAACUUCUUUUUGCAACAACAAAUCUGUACAUAUUUCGGCGUUACCUCGAAAUCCAAAAAGAAAUAUGCCAGAAAAGAUCCUAGACGACAUCUCACACAGGAGAUUUAACCCAUUGCGGGGUACUUGGCUUCUUGUCUCCCCUCAUCGUACUAAGAGACCAUGGCAAGGACAGCAAGAAGCGGCUUCGAAGAUUACACUUCCGGAAUAUGAUGCUGCGUGUUACUUAUGUCCAGGAAACAAACGCGCCCAGGGAGAUUCUAACCCACAAUAUAAAGACACUUUCGUUUUUGUGAAUGAUUACAGUGCGGUUAAAGAGGUUCAAGCUGAGUAUACGCAGGAUGGGGAAUCAAAAGAUCUCUCGAACACUCUCCUACGCGCGGAGCCCGUUACAGGAAAAUGCUAUGUUCUAACAUUCUCUCCUUCGCACAACCUCACACUCGCAGACCUCACUCCUGCUCAGAUUCUUCCCGUGAUACAAACAUGGACAGAGAUCUACGCCGCACAUUUGUCUCCUUCCUCACCCCUGGCAAGUGUAGCUCAACCUACUACCCUUGCACCCUCGGGCCAUAAUAUCGGAGCCCCAAAUCAACAGUACAAAUGGAUGCAAAUCUUCGAGAAUAAAGGUGCGGCAAUGGGUUGUUCGAAUCCCCAUCCCCACGGACAAAUAUGGACUACAACCGGAUUACCCGAAGAGCCCGCUUCCGAACUCGUUAAUCUCCUUAAAUAUCGCCAGGAAAAUUCUGGACGACAUUUGUUGGAAGAUUAUGUCAAGCUUGAGAUGGAAAAAGAAGAAAGAAUCGUAUUUCAGAAUGAGAGCUUCUUGGUAGUUUGUCCAUGGUGGGCAACCUGGCCAUUUGAGGUCAUGAUCAUUAGCAAGACACAUAAAAGAGGUCUGGUUGAUUUGAACGAUGCAGAGAAAUUGGGAUUUGCGGAGGCUGUUGCGGAAGUCACGAGAAGAUACGAUAAUUUGUUUGAGACUAGCUUUCCUUACAGCUCCGGCAUUCACCAAGCUCCCUUGGAAGGUACUGAAGAGGAGAUCAAUGCUUCUUACUUGCAUAUGCAUUUCUAUCCUCCUCUUCUUAGAAGUGCAAGCGUGAGAAAGUUCUUGGUCGGAUAUGAAUUAAUGGCCGAACCACAAAGAGAUAUCACCCCAGAGCAAGCGGCUGCUAAGCUAAGAGCAUGCGGCGGAGAAUUAUAUAGGAAGAAGUUGUAG